This is a messenger RNA of Chiloscyllium plagiosum (whitespotted bambooshark), 4117 nucleotides long. RefSeq names its product muscular LMNA-interacting protein (gene mlip). The record is from RefSeq and is a predicted model, not a curated record. NCBI's taxonomy places the organism in Eukaryota, Metazoa, Chordata, Chondrichthyes, Orectolobiformes, Hemiscylliidae.
GUGCUGUGAAUUCCAGCAUGUAAAUGACGUUUUAAAGAUAACACAUUGAUGUAGCCGAACACCAACUAUCUUGGAAGCACAGUGGAGCAAACAAGCAGGAGGCAGAAACUUCCACUAGUAAGACAUUUUUAAUUCGCUGCUGGAUCUUAUAACUAUUAAGAAGCAAGUCGAGGGGUGUUCUGCAAUGAAGUCAGCGCUGGGAAGUGAAGGUUAUGCUGUGAGAUCCACGCCGAGUCCUCAAGUUACAGAGCAGGUCCAUGUUAAUGAAACAGCUCAACCCCUGGCUUUCACAUUUAUACCAUCUGUUCGAAGACUUCCUGUUCACAUUCAGGUCAUCAAUACCACCAGAUCCUCACCUUGUCCUAGAAAGCCACAAAAAACAUCCUCAAUAAUGAAUGAGCCUUUGCAUAUCACUGAAGAACUGCCCUCAACUGAUGUUACGAUGACAGAUACCAUUGAUAGAAGAACUCCUGUGCAACAGGCGGAGAUAAGCCAAAGCUGGUCGAAUAAGGGAGGGGAUGUAUCUGCUGAAGAAUCUGGAUCAUUAGAAGGGAUUUUCAAAGCUGAACUUGUAUUCUUAGCAGAUUCGUAUGGAACUGAUAGUGAUUGUUAUUCAGGAGAAAAUGAAGCAGAAGUCGAUCUUUCAACAAAAAAAUUACCUUUGUCAAGUCUGUCUCCAAAUUCAUUUGUUGAUGACAAGAAUGGCUCUAUUCAAAAAGAGCUAGAAGUAUAUGAAUCAAAGUCCCCUAUGUUACAAGAUGCUGAGCAGAAAAUGAACAGGGCUGUCCAAGAGCCAUUCUUUCAGUCAAGCACUUCCUCUUGUACACCUGAUAACGUCAUUACUCAACCAUUAACCUCCACAACUGAGAAUGGUGAUUCCUCUGCAGCUGAUACGCGACGUAUUUGCAGUUCAACUUUGUUAAAUAAAUCUUCGUUCUGUUUUCCCACCAACUCAAAUUUAGAAAAGAAAUCUUCGAGUUUCCCUCGGUCCACUGUUUUCACUUCCUUGGAAACCUCCUUUAUAUCUUCGAACUCUUUGCCGUCAGCCCUUAAUACCACCUCCCUUUUCCCAUUCAGCGCUUCCUUUAUGAAGUCUAAAACCAUUUCACCUUCCUAUCCCCCAUUCCCAUUACACUUUCUGAGCUGUAGUGAUUUGCAGUCUUCUCCAACCUGGUCCUCCUCAACUUUGCCUUCUUCACAAUCCACCAUAUGCUCUUCAACUCACGUGCAGUCAUCACUUCAUUCUUCAAGCCAGAAUACACAUUCUUCCAAUACUUGGGGAGUUUCAUGCCAUUCACCUAGAAUUCUUCAUUCUUCCAGUCAAGCUUCAACACACGUGACUGCAGCAAAAUCCACAGUAGUACCAUCUCCUCCAACUCAGUUGUCAUUAUUGACUUCAAUUCUAAGGUCUGGAAAGCGGCCUUCUGUGUCACCCAACUCCUCGGAACAAUCAAAACCAGUUUCUUCCACAACAUCCUUGAUUGCCAUUGGUUCACAAUCACCUAGCAAAUUUCCAGUUUCUACUACUCUACAAGUAUCAUCUUCCUGUCCAAAAGCUAAAACAAUUUCCCCCACUCCUCUGACGCCUCUGCCAUAUUCUUCUGGAAAACUUGCAGGAGUUUCUUCGAUCUCCUCAAGAUCCUUAACCACUCUUUCAUCCCCAGAGUCUGGAAAAAAUACUCUUCAUUGCUCAUUUACAUCUUUAUCUCAGAAACAUGGCAACACUUCCACGGAGUCAACGGAAACUUUACCCAGCUUCUCAUCCAUAAAACAUCAUGCUAAUUACUCAAGGCUGAGCAAUUCUACACCCACAAUGAUAUCAUUGUCACAUGCUACAAAGCCCCCUACCUUACCCCAUUGUCCCUUCCCAAGACAUGGACUACUUCCUCCCAGCACAGGACAAUUUACUUCAUAUCGUUUUUCACCAAACAGUUCAUUCUCCCCAGCGCAAAAGAUAGAGCCUCCUUUAUCAGAUCUUUCCUUACCCUCUGAAGGAUCCAGUAAAAUUUCCCCCACGCCUCAUUAUUCAAGCUUCAAUUACUAUCCUGGAGAAAUUGACACUCUGUCUCUUGUUCCAAAGGUUUCUUCCCUUUCUCCUACUGCAAGACCCUACAAUAUUUCUUGUCUAUCAGAACAGUCUGUUCCAUCUUCCACAGCCUCCAUGUCGUCUUCAUCCACUCAAAUUAACUCCUCACCACAGUCUGGUUCCCUCACUCCUACUCCAUUGAAUGUAAAUUCUGUUUUGUCUACACCAAGAUCGAUUUCUGUUUCUUCUACCCAAAAUGAAAUUGUGCCUCACUCUUCAUCAUUAGGAUUGAGCUCCCAUUCCCAUAUUCCAAAUUAUUCUUUCUCUCAAAGACCGUCUAGCCCAGGACAGUUAUCGUUCCACCUUUCUCCUUUCUCUAGAUCCAAUGCUAAUGUUAUCAAUUCAGCUCACCCUACAGCACAGCUCUCUAACCCACGACUUGAAAUAACAACAUCUAGUUCAGCCCAAUCCCCUCCUCCACCAUCACAUUUCUCAAAGCCUGGUACAAAGUCUCCAGCACAAUCUUUAUCCUAUUCUACUGAGAUCGAGCCAAAGAAACCACAAAAGUACAAGAUCAAGUCAAGUUAUAAGGCUUUUGCAGCAAUACCAACAAACACACUGCUUUUGGAGCAGAAGGCCAUUGAUGAAGCAAUCAGUGACUCUGAGGAAUCUGCAGCAGCUGGCACAUCUGAGAAAACUCACUCACAAUUCCUACUUGAAUCAGAGAGUCUCAGGCAGCAGACUGAGGAACUAUAUGCUACUAUUGAACAAUUGCUUGAGGAUCCACUGCCAACGCGUUCCUCAAGUUCUACUCCCAACUCCUUGCAGAAGCUUCAGUACUCAGAAGCGUACAAACCCAUUAAUCCUGCACCAAAAUCAGCUGGGAGAGAAACCAAAUAUGCUAACCUCCAUCUGUCAGCGUCAGAAUCCACGGAGAGUCGGCCUACUAGACCUGGUGUGAUUCGUCCAAUUACCGCUGUUCAGAAGGUGCCUGCAGUUCCAAAGAUUGAAGAAACUUGUCAUAACCUGUUUAGAAAGCACCCUGAAGAAUUUGGUGACACUGAGUGGCUGUGCCCAUUAUCCACCAUCUUAACUUCUGUCUCACAUCCCAGUUUGUGCCACAAAACGUACCAGCCCAUGCUGUGCUCUCAAGACACAUCCCAGUCAAUUCCACUGUCACUCUCACCUGUCACUUGUCUAACCUCUGGAUCACAAAUUCGUUUCUCUCCUAUUGCCCCAUGUAACUACUACAUGACCUCUAACCUCUCUCGCAGUCUCCACUCCCUGUACAUUAAGCCGCGUCACUCAAUAACCACAAUCCAUGAAAACGAAGCUCUGGGGAUCAAUGAGCUCACUGAUGCAACAACAGAACUGAACAGGGAUCAGUAUCAAAGUCAAAAUGAAGAAAGGGGACUUGAGACAUCAAUACCACCAAACUCUGACUAUAACCAGGAAGCCCUGCUGAUCUUGGAAGAAGAGUAGGCAAGCUGUCAAAUCAUGAGCAAAGGUGUAAGACUCCAACUUGCCAGAAGCUGUUUCACGAAAUAACAUAUCACCUUAUUGCAUGUCAAAGGGCUUCUUUACUGUAAAUUUGUAUUUUCAAAUUGAUAUUUUAUGAAAUCUGUAGUUAGCAUACACCAUUAUUUAAAGGAAAGUUCUGUCAUGAUUGACUAAAAUCAUUUAUUUUGUAUAUCAAAAUCUUUCAAAACAUCAGAUUUGUCACUGACAUACAUUGUACUAAUCAGUAUUGCUAAUAAUCAGCCACAUGUUUCUGUAAGUUGAUAAACAGCUAAUACAUUUCUACGUAUGUCUCUGGAGAUUAGUCUCAGUGAUGACCAUGAUCUAGGACAGUUGAAAUUUUGGACAGGUCAGGUAUAUUAAAUGCUAAAAAAUUAUUUGUGUAUACAUAAUGUAUUUAGUUUUGAUCUUUUGCAGUCAGGCUCAAAUACAUUUUGAAAAAAAGAUCAUUUCCAUGCUAACUCAUCAGUAAAGCUGUUACCAGAUGAUUUCAGUGGAAGUCACAUAAUAUUUUCUGUAUGAAUGGAUUUUUGAUGCUUUUUGAAAAAUAAAACAUGCCAAGUUUUAUUCAUA